Molecule: messenger RNA, 4024 nt
Organism: Eubalaena glacialis (North Atlantic right whale)
Lineage: Eukaryota; Metazoa; Chordata; Mammalia; Artiodactyla; Balaenidae
Gene: BRPF3
Product: bromodomain and PHD finger containing 3
Exons: 13
Coding region: 249-3872 (1207 amino acids)
Biological process (GO): regulation of transcription by RNA polymerase II
Cellular component (GO): MOZ/MORF histone acetyltransferase complex
Molecular function (GO): protein binding
Source: RefSeq, a predicted model, not a curated record
GGCAGCGGCGGCGGCGGCAGCGGUUCCAUUCCCCCUCCUCCCCCGGGAGCGGCGGCGGCCGGGCCGGGGCCCCAGCGCGGGCCGGGAGGGGGCACGGCGGUGGCCACGGAGGCCAGCGCAGGAGGAGGCCGCGCUCCGCUCCCCGGGCCGCGCCGACCUGCUAGGCGGCCGGCCCGCCCGCGCCCAGGGGCCCCGAACGGUGGGGCCGGGCCGGCGGCUGAGGCCUGUCUCGUUGGUUCCCAGGUGCCAUGAGGAAGCCUCGCCGGAAGUCACGGCAGAAUGCCGAGGGCCGGCGCUCCCCAUCCCCCUAUAGUCUGAAGUGCUCACCCACCCGGGAGACCCUGACAUAUGCCCAGGCCCAGCGGAUCGUCGAGGUGGACAUUGAUGGACGUCUGCAUCGUAUUAGCAUCUAUGACCCGCUCAAGAUCAUCACAGAGGAUGAGUUGACCGCCCAGGAUAUCACCGAAUGCAAUAGUAACAAGGAAAACAGUGAGCAGCCUCAGUUCCCUGUCAAGUCCAAAAAACCCUCAUCCAAGGGCAAGAAGAAGGAGUCCUGCUCCAAGCAUGCAUCUGGCACUUCCUUCCACCUCCCGCAACCCAGCUUCCGCAUGGUGGACUCAGGCAGUCAGCCAGAAGCACCCCCACUGCCUGCUGCCUACUACCGCUACAUUGAGAAGCCGCCUGAAGACCUGGAUGCAGAAGUAGAGUACGACAUGGAUGAGGAAGACCUUGCCUGGCUGGACAUGGUAAAUGAGAAGCGGCGAGUAGAUGGGCACAGUUUGGUGUCGGCAGAUACCUUUGAGCUGCUGGUGGACCGGCUUGAGAAGGAGUCAUACUUGGAGAGUCGAAGCAGUGGGGCCCAACAGUCACUCAUUGACGAAGAUGCUUUCUGCUGCGUAUGCCUGGAUGACGAAUGCCACAACAGCAACGUCAUUCUCUUCUGUGACAUCUGCAACCUGGCUGUACACCAAGAGUGCUAUGGCGUCCCUUACAUCCCCGAGGGCCAGUGGCUAUGCCGCUGCUGCCUACAGUCUCCCUCCCGGCCUGUGGAUUGCGUCCUCUGCCCCAACAAGGGUGGUGCCUUCAAACAGACCAGCGAUGGGCACUGGGCCCACGUGGUGUGUGCCAUCUGGAUCCCUGAAGUCUGCUUUGCUAACACCGUGUUCCUGGAGCCUAUUGAGGGCAUCGACAACAUCCCACCUGCCCGCUGGAAACUAACCUGCUAUAUCUGCAAGCAGAAGGGGCUGGGUGCAGCCAUCCAGUGCCAUAAGGUGAACUGCUACACGGCCUUCCAUGUGACGUGUGCACAGCGGGCUGGGCUCUUCAUGAAGAUUGAGCCUAUGCGUGAGACCAGCCUCAAUGGCACCAUCUUCACAGUGCGCAAGACCGCCUACUGUGAGGCCCACUCGCCGCCAGGUGCUGCCACUGCUAGGAGGAAGGGCGACUCCCCAGGAAGUCUCAGUGAGGCUGGGGACGAAGAAGGGCUGAAGGAGGGCUGUGGGGAGGAAGAAGAGAAGGAUGAGGUAGAAGAGGAGGAGGAAGAUGAAGGCCAAGGGGGGGUAGGCGGCCCCCUCAAGGGAGUGCCCAAGAAGAACAAGAUGACUUUGAAGCAAAGGAUCAAGAAGGAGCCAGAGGAAGUGGGCCGAGACACACCCUCCACUGUCCCCAUGGUCACUGUCCCACAGAUACCCUCUUACAGGUUGAACAAGAUCUGUAGUGGUCUCUCCUUUCAGAGGAAAAACCAGUUCAUGCAGCGGCUUCACAACUACUGGCUGUUGAAGCGGCAGGCACGGAAUGGUGUCCCCCUCAUCCGGCGCCUGCACUCCCACCUGCAGUCCCAAAGGAAUGCUGAGCAGCGGGAGCAGGACGAGAAGACAAAUGCAGUGAAGGAAGAGCUGAAAUACUGGCAGAAGCUCCGGCACGACUUGGAGCGGGCACGGCUGCUAAUUGAGCUGAUUCGGAAAAGAGAAAAGCUCAAGCGGGAGCAGGUCAAGGUCCAGCAGGCCGCCAUGGAGCUGGAGCUUAUGCCAUUCAACGUUCUGCUGAGGACAACACUGGACUUGCUGCAGGAGAAGGAUCCCGCACACAUCUUUGCCGAGCCCGUCAACCUGAGUGAGGUUCCAGAUUACCUGGAAUUCAUAUCCAAGCCAAUGGAUUUUUCUACUAUGAGGCGGAAGCUGGAGUCCCACCUGUACCGCACCUUGGAGGAGUUUGAGGAGGACUUUAACCUUAUAGUUACCAACUGCAUGAAGUAUAAUGCUAAAGACACAAUUUUCCACCGAGCAGCUGUCCGCCUGCGGGACCUGGGAGGGGCCAUCCUGCGGCACGCCCGGCGGCAGGCAGAGAACAUCGGCUAUGACCCCGAGAGGGGCACCCACCUGCCCGAGUCACCCAAAUUGGAGGACUUUUACCGCUUCUCCUGGGAAGACGUGGACAACAUCCUCAUCCCAGAGAACCGGGCCCACUUGUCCCCAGAGGUGCAGCUGAAGGAGCUGCUGGAAAAACUGGACCUGGUGAGUGCCAUGCGGUCCAGUGGGGCCCGGACCCGCCGUGUCCGCCUGCUACGCCGGGAGAUCAAUGCCCUUCGGCAGAAGCUGGCACAGCCGCCACCACCUCAGCUGGCAUCGCUAAACAAGACUGUGUCCAAUGGGGAGCUGCCAGCAGGGCCCCGGGGGGAUGUGGCUGUGCUGGAGCAGGCCCCGCAGGAGGAGCCAGAAGACGAUGGGGACAGAGAUGACUCCAAAAUGCCUCCCCCACCAACCCUGGAGCCUACUGGGCCUGCGCCUUCCUUGUCUGAGCAAGAAUCCCCUCCGGAUCCCCCCACUCUGAAACCCAUCAAUGAUAGCAAACCUCCAAGCCGAUUCCCAAAGCCAAGAAAAGUGGAAGAAGAUGAGCUUUUGGAAAAAUCACCUCUGCAGCUAGGGAGCGAGCCCUUGCAACGCCUGCUCAGUGACAAUGGCAUCAAUAGAGUGUCCCUCAUGACCCCCGAUACAUGCCCCGCUGGCGCCCCACUCAGUGGCGUGGGCCGUCGCACAUCAGUCCUCUUCAAGAAGGCCAAGAAUGGGGUUAAGCUACAGAGGAGCCCAGACAGGGCCCUGGAGAACGGCGAGGACCAUGGCGCAGUGGGCUCUCCUGCGUCUCCCACCAGCAUCGAGGAUGAACAGCACUCCCGGAAGCGGCCGAGGAGCAGGAGCUGUAGUGAGAGCGAAGGGGAGAGGUCCCCCCAGCAGGAGGAAGAGACAGGUGUGACCAACGGCUUUGGAAAACACACUGAAAGCGGGUCUGACUCAGAAUGUAGUUUGGGUCUCAGUGGUGGACUGGCAUUUGAAGCUUGCAGUGGUCUGACACCCCCCAAACGCAGCCGAGGGAAGCCAGCCCUGUCUCGAGUGCCCUUCCUGGAAGGUGUGAACGGAGACUCUGACUACAACGGCUCAGGCAGAAGCCUCCUGAUGCCCUUUGAAGACCGUGGAGACCUGGAGCCCCUGGAGCUGGUGUGGGCCAAGUGCCGAGGUUAUCCCUCCUACCCUGCCUUGAUCAUCGAUCCCAAGAUGCCCCGGGAGGGCCUUCUGCACAAUGGCGUCCCCAUCCCCGUCCCCCCACUGGAUGUGCUGAAGCUGGGAGAGCAGAAACAGGCCGAGGCUGGAGAGAAGCUCUUCCUUGUCCUCUUCUUUGACAACAAACGCACCUGGCAGUGGCUUCCGAGGGACAAAGUCCUGCCCCUGGGUGUGGAAGACACUGUGGACAAGCUCAAGAUGCUGGAAGGCCGCAAGACCAGCAUCCGCAAGUCAGUGCAGGUGGCCUACGACCGUGCGAUGAUCCACCUGAGCCGAGUGCGGGGACCCCACUCCUUUGUCACCUCCAGCUACCUGUAAGGGCAGGGCCUGGCCUGCAUCUGCCUGCCCUGCCUCCGUCCUGUGGGGCGCAGAGAAGCCUCUUCCUGCCCCAGCCAGACGUAUGGCUGGCAGCUUGCCCCUUCCAUGGCAGGCCAGGGACUGGGCUGUAUCCUCCCCAAGGACAAGGCCCC